Messenger RNA from Drosophila grimshawi, 688 nucleotides. RefSeq names its product phospholipid-transporting ATPase ID. The record is from RefSeq and is a predicted model, not a curated record. The coding region runs from base 1 to 636 and encodes 211 amino acids. The transcript is spliced from 3 exons. Gene Ontology annotation, biological process: Golgi organization; phospholipid translocation. Lineage: Eukaryota; Metazoa; Arthropoda; Insecta; Diptera; Drosophilidae. Gene Ontology annotation, cellular component: plasma membrane. Gene Ontology annotation, molecular function: ATP hydrolysis activity; ATP binding; ATPase-coupled intramembrane lipid carrier activity.
AUGCGCGAUGGUUAUUCGCUGCAGAAAUUUGCCGGCGAGGGUCUACGGACUCUGGUGCUGGCGGAACGUCAGCUGAGCAAGGACUACUACAACGACUGGCGAUUGCGACAUCAGGAAGCUUCUCUGUCGAUGGAUUCGCGCGAACAGAAGCUGAAUGCCAUCUACGAGGAGAUUGAGAGCGACAUGGAUCUGCUGGGUGUGACAGCCAUCGAGGAUAAACUGCAGGAUGGUGUGCCCAAAUCGAUAUCCAAUCUGCAGAAUGCUGGCAUCAAGAUCUGGGUGCUAACUGGCGACAAACAGGAAACUGCCAUCAACAUUGGCUACUCCUGCCAGCUGCUAACGGACGAACUGGUGGAUGUCUUCAUUGUGGAUGGUAGCUCGGUGGAGGAGGUGGAGAAGCAACUGCGUCAAUUCAAGGAGUCCAUCAAGAUAUUCGAUCGCUUUCGGCCGGGCGGCAUCGAUAAUUAUAAUGGUGAGAGUGGCAUGGAUCCCUUGAGCGUGACGAUGACGCAGACAUCCGCCUUUAUGCAGGAUUCGAACGGUUCAAUUAUAUCACAGCCACCGCCAGCCAUAUCGGUGGUUACCUUUAGGUGGGAUGCGAAAAUUAAGGAUAAUAAGGGCGGACCGGACAGGUAGAGGGCACUCCAAAAGCAACUAUUUCCAAAGCUUCUCUCGAGCAAAACCAAAA